Messenger RNA from Dendronephthya gigantea, 2531 nucleotides. RefSeq names its product G-protein coupled receptor 84-like. NCBI's taxonomy places the organism in Eukaryota, Metazoa, Cnidaria, Anthozoa, Malacalcyonacea, Nephtheidae. The record is from RefSeq and is a predicted model, not a curated record. The coding region runs from base 1058 to 2437 and encodes 459 amino acids. Gene Ontology annotation, biological process: G protein-coupled receptor signaling pathway. Gene Ontology annotation, cellular component: membrane. Gene Ontology annotation, molecular function: G protein-coupled receptor activity. The transcript is spliced from 2 exons.
UAAUUUAAUCACCGGAACUGUUUAAAAGAGAUAAAAAAUGUUUCACCUCUUAAAUGAAUGAAGUCGACGUUUCAAUCAUUGUAUGAAUAAGCUAGAUAACUGUUGACCUCUUUCUUUUCCAUUCUAGCUUUAGGUUAAAUAUUUUCUGUGAGAAUUGAACAAUUAAACCAAACUCUUCCUAUGCCGUACGAUAAAACUGUCAAAUAAAAAAGAUAAAUCUAAGAUUUGGACGGCCGAUAAGAAGGUAAUCUGACCGAUUGCGUGUAUGAAAGACAGCCUAGUUAUGCAUAUACAUUGUUGACAAUGUUUCCAAGUUAUUAAGUAAACAUCAAAGGUAAUAAUUACUUGCAACAAGUACUUCACAUUUCUCUUUAACGCUUUAAAAAAUUUACGACCAUUCUUAAUAACCUGGACACUUGUCAUCUUUGAUCCUAAAUUUAGGCAAACCUCAGAACGGACCUUUCCACUUCAGAACCACUGAAAGAGCCGUUUUGUAUUCUUACGAUAUUUAAAUUAAAGAUGAAAUUUGGAGAGCACAAUUAUUAUAUCGGACCAGAUAAUUACAGCAUUCAUAUAUCAAAUGUUUAUUGUAUUGGUUUUAAUUCUCGUUCGCUGACCACUGUGUGAUGCGUAUAGUGAUGCUUGUACGAGUAAUGUUUAAGGAUUUAUAGCGUACUGCCGUAGAUAAUUCUCCACCGAUUGUGCAACGCUAAACGGAAAAGUGCUUCGAUGGUAUAAACAUAAAAUUUCUGACAAUCAAGGCAGAUUUGAUAAGAAUCGACGAUCGAUAAGACGUGAACUGAAUACACGUGCAAGAGAGGACAAGACGUGUAGCAGUUCCUUUCUCGUGUGGCGUUUGAAGAAUCGUUUUGUGUUGCAGACGAGAGGAGAGAAAACGAUUACAGUAAAUGAUACGAACUGUAGGAGUAGUAAUUCAAAACGUGCCGGCCCUGGAAGCAAAUUAACUGACAUCCUUUCAGCCUUUUCUCGAAGUGUUGAAAUCGAGAUCAACAGAACCUUGUGUAUAAUUAUAUCCAGUAAUUCUGUGCGAGCCAACAUGUCGAGUUUAAAUAUUCAGUGUGGUCCAGUCAGCUCUACAUCCACCCUGUCCUACGUAACGGCUUCAAUUUCCGCUGCUCUUUGUCUGAUAACGAUUCCUGGUAAUCUUAUGAUCAUCGUCGCCGUGUACCUUGAUCCCUAUCGACGUCUGCGCACGCCUUUCAACAUAGUUGUUGCCAAUCUGGCUUUUGCUGAUCUCUUGGUUGGUUGCAUAACUGAACCGCUCUCGGUGUAUUUACACAUUAAGGAGGGCCUGAGGCGAGACUUGGCGUUCGACGAAAUACGAGUGCUACAUCUUUCAUACUUUAUUUCUUGCACCGCAUCGGUCUUAAGCAUAUCGUUGCUGGCUAUUGAGCGUUACAUUUCCAUAUCGUACAGUUUUAAGUAUCGACUUUACUUCAAGAAAAGGCGUUUUGUUCUGGUAUCUCUAGUGGUUUGGCUGGUCGCCAUAGGUUUGUCAACAGUUUACAUUCUCACGAGUUUUCUGUUUUAUUCUUUCGUCUUCAUCAACAUUGCGGUGUUUUGGACUUUGGGCGUUACCACGUUCUGCUAUGUUAAAAUUCUACGAAAGUUGAAGGAAGCUCAGAAAACCAACGUAGAGCCGGAUACAGUUAUCGGAAAUACAAACGCAUUGAGCCAUGCCUGCCCUGUAAACAAGGCCUAUGUUGUGAGAUUGAGGAAAUGUGCCGCUGUUGGUUUCGGGGAGAAUGUCAAGGGUAUUGACAAUAACGGUUGUAACGAGGCGAGUAGAGUUGAAUCCAUCGACGAAAAUGUUGACGAAAAGGAUUCUGGAUUCUCUCAAGCUAAACCGACUCCCAGUACAAGCUCUGACAUGGAGGAGAAUGCGAUAAAUGCCCACGAAAGCGUUGCUGGUUCUUCGAUGAACAGCGAGAAAUGCAUCGAGAAUAGCGAGCCUUGUGAUACCAGUAGAGAACUUCCCCGAGAAAACGAUUCGGAUUGCGCUCAAUCUGACCCCAGUUCAAACACUAAGUCUCACGUGAUCGUACAAACCAAUCAAAAUGCGGCCUGCCCUCAAAUGGCUGAACAAAAUUGUGUCAAUACAGACGCCAUCCAAGCGAACGUAGCGACAUACAACGAAUAUACAAGCAACAAAUACAACAUCUUGGUAACAAAGACAUACAUCAUGAUUUCGCUGGUGUUUUUGGCCUGUUAUAUCCCAGCCUUGUUGAUAAUCUACACGAUGAACUGGUGCGAUACUUGCAGUUGCUCGGCGAUACACAUCAUGAGGGACUUGCAGUUUAUGAUUGUCAUAUUCAAUUCGUCCAUAAAUCCUUUCCUUUACUCCAUUCGUUUCGCGCAUUUCCGUCGGGCUAUAUUCAAGAUACUUCAAGAUAUUAGUAAUGAGAUAUUCUACUGAGCAACUGUAGUGAAGUAUAAGUCAUCAAAUACACGAUGGUUAGUAUAGAACUAUAAAAAGUUUCCAACUUCCCAGAGUCCCCUAAUUUUAUUGA